AUGUUUUCAACACAGGCCACCGAUAAGCCCAUGAGCGAGAAACAGCGGCUGAAAUUUGAGAAAUUCAAGCAAAAGCAGGAGAAUCUCGCACAAAAAUCGCAACAUAUAUCAGAAAGGAAGACAAAGAGGCAGGGUACCCCUAUGGUCGCGGCCAAGGAUUGGGUUGAGGAGACACCUGCUGGACAUAGAAAAAUUUUAAAGCCAUUGGAUGACGACUUUCACAAAGCCUAUCUACCUAAGGUCGUCGAAUCUGCGUGGUACAGCUUCUGGGAGGACCAUGGCUUGUUUAAACCGCAAACUGAGAAGGAUGGUAGACUGAAGCCAAAAGGCAAAUAUGUCAUUGCCAUGCCGCCGCCAAACGUGACGGGGAAGCUACACAUCGGACACGCCUUGGCGCUCUCACUGGAAGACACCCUCAUCAGAUGGCAUCGCAUGCGACAGUUCUCAACUCUUUUUAUCCCUGGCUGCGAUCAUGCAGGUAUUGCGACACAAGCUGUUGUCGAGAAGCAGCUCGCCAAGAAUCCGAUAAAUGGCAAGUCCAGGAGGCAAGAUUUCAGCCGAGAGGAAUUCGUCCAACUAUGCCAGGAUUGGAAGGAAGACUAUCAACAGAAUAUCAACAAUGCGGCACGCAGACUCGGCAUCUCUCCUGACUGGUCUCGGGAGGCCUUCACCAUGAGUCCUCAAUUGUCUAAAGCUGUCACUGAGACCUUCGUAAAGCUACACGAAGAUGGCCUUAUAUACCGAGCCAACAAGCUUGUACAUUGGUCGUGUCGCCUCUCCACGGCUUUGUCAACCCUAGAAGUCGACCAGAAGGAAAUCGAAGGGACGACGAAGCUUGACGUGCCAGGCUAUGACAGAAAGAUUGAAUUCGGAACACUUACGUAUUUCAAAUAUCAGAUCGAGGGCUCUGAUCAAACGAUAGAAGUUGCAACAACAAGGCCUGAAACGAUGUUGGGCGAUACUGGUAUUGCUGUGCAUCCUCAGGACGAUCGAUACACAAGUUUUGUCGGCAAGACUGCGAUUCAUCCGAUAAUACCCGGUAGAAAAUUGCGGAUCAUUGCUGACGAAUAUGUUGAAAGAGAGUUUGGUACUGGCGCAGUCAAGCUGACACCCGCCCAUGAUUACAAUGAUUUCAACCUCGGCAAGAAACAUGGCCUAUCCUUCAUCAACAUCCUAAACGAAGACGGUACUCUUAACAGUAAUGCUGGCCCUUAUGCCGGAGAGAAGAGGUUUAAUGCGAGAUACCGUGUUAUUGAGGAGCUCAAGAAUCUUGGCCUCUAUACGAAGUCGGAGCCGAACAAAAUGACUGUUCCGAUAUGCAGCCGAUCAGGAGACGUCGUUGAGCCGCUUCUCAAACCCCAAUGGUGGAUGAAGAUGGAGUCACUGACGAAACCCGCGAUUGCAGUGGUUGAGAGUGGUGAGUUGGUCAUUAGGCCAGAGGUACAAAAGCGAUCAUACCUUCAGUGGAUGAGAAACCUUCAGGACUGGUGCCUAUCAAGACAAUUGUGGUGGGGCCAUCAGAUACCAGCUUACUUUGUCAGUAUCGAGGGCGAAGACGCCGGUGAUGAUGCUGAUGACAAAUAUUGGGUGUGUGGCAGAACAGAACGUGAAGCUCGUGAAAAAGCGGAGAAAAGGUUCACAGACAAGAACCUGACGCUUAAGCGUGAUGAGGAUGUCUUAGACACCUGGUUCAGCUCUGGGCUUUGGCCUUUUAGCACCCUUGGAUGGCCAGAUCAGACGGCAGAUUUUGAAAAAUAUUUUCCAAAUACCACUAUGGAGACUGGCUGGGACAUUAUCCCGUUCUGGGUGAGCCGUAUGAUUAUGUUCUCUCUGAAAUUGACUGGAAAAGUGCCUUUUACUGAGGUCUACUGUCAUGGCUUGAUUCGUGACAGUGAAGGUCGAAAAAUGUCCAAGUCGCUCGGUAAUGUUGUUGAUCCGAUUGAUAUAAUCGAUGGUAUUAGUCUUGAUGGCCUGCACCAGAAGCUACGGCAAGGGAACCUGGCCCAGAGCGAGAUAAAAAAUGCUGAAAAAUACCAGAAGAAGGCCUUCCCGCAUGGUAUUCCCGACAUCGGGGCCGAUGCGUUGCGGUUCUCACUUAUCAACUAUACACAGUCAUCCGGCGGUGACAUUAAUUUCGACAUAAAGACGAUGCACGGCUAUAGAAAAUUUUGCAAUAAGAUCUACCAGGCCACCAAAUACGUCCUUGGCAAGCUGGGCAAUGAUUUCGUUCCUCGUGAGAGUUCUGCUCUAACAGGGAAAGAGAGUCUGCCUGAGAGAUGGAUCUUGACAAAAAUGAAUACUGCCGCAAAACAUAUCAACCAGGCACUCGAGGCGCGUGAAUUCUCAAAAUCGACCCGGAUUAGUUAUCAGUUCUUGUACGAUGAGCUGUUUGACAUCUAUAUUGAGAAUUCCAAGUCGAUAAUAUCGGAUGGGACACCCGAGGAAGCUCGUUCAGCCAUGGAUACGCUUUACACCACGCUCGAAUCUGGCCUACGACUUGUGUCUCCAUUCAUGCCCUUCUUAACUGAAGAGCUUUGGCAGCGGCUGCCACGCAGACCAGGCGAUGAUACAUCUUCAAUUUCGAUCGCCGAGUAUCCAGAGUUUGAGGAAUCCUUCCAUGAUCCGAAGUCUGAGGUAGCCUAUGAACUCGUACUGGGCUGCUCGAGAGGCCUCCGUUCUCUCUUGGCGGACUAUGUUGUUAAGGAUAAAGGCAUAGCUUAUAUCAUACCUCUCAGUCAAACGCCACAUGACACAGCGUCUGCUCAACUCUCCGCGAUCAAGUCACUCAGUGGCAAGACACCAGUGGAUAUUCGCAUUCUGCCAGUUGGAAGUGCCAGCCCAUUUGGUUGCGCAGUCUUCCCUGUUUCCACUGAGGUGAAUGUCUAUCUUGAAGUCAAGGAUCGUAUACAAGAUGCUGGAAAAGAGGUUGAAAAGUUCAAGGCAAAGUUAGCCGAGACAAGAAGGGACCAAGAGGAUAAUGAAACGCACAGGGCAGAUCUCAGUAAAUUACAGGACAUUAAUGUCACCGAGGCCAGACAAUUGGUUGAGCGUCGAAAACUGGAUCUCGAAGCUAGAUCGCAGGCAUUGCAAGAGACAAUCGUCAUGUUUCAGAAGAUGAUGGUUUAG
Molecule: messenger RNA, 3126 nt
Organism: Trichoderma asperellum CBS 433.97
Lineage: Eukaryota; Fungi; Ascomycota; Sordariomycetes; Hypocreales; Hypocreaceae
Biological process (GO): valyl-tRNA aminoacylation
Cellular component (GO): cytosol
Molecular function (GO): aminoacyl-tRNA deacylase activity; valine-tRNA ligase activity; ATP binding
Source: RefSeq, a predicted model, not a curated record